Molecule: messenger RNA, 1578 nt
Organism: Aspergillus fischeri NRRL 181
Lineage: Eukaryota; Fungi; Ascomycota; Eurotiomycetes; Eurotiales; Aspergillaceae
Product: MFS transporter
Exons: 5
Coding region: 1-1578 (525 amino acids)
Biological process (GO): transmembrane transport
Molecular function (GO): transmembrane transporter activity
Source: RefSeq, a predicted model, not a curated record
AUGUCUAGAGAAGUCCCUGUCGCGAUGGAGAGCCCCCAGAUGGGCUAUAACAAUGAUGAGGAGAGGAAUGCGAAGUACUCAGCUCCCGAGAGCAUUGAUCAGGGGCAAGAGAUCCUGGCUAUUCUGGACCUCGAUCCUGCGCUGAGUAGGAAGAUGCACCUUGUGAACAAUACCUUGGACGAGAUUGGCUGGACACCAUAUCACUGGAAACUGUUCUUUCUUAAUGGCUUUGGAUAUGCCGUGGACGCUUUGCAACUUUCUCUCCAAGGGAUCAUCGCCACCCAGGCAGUCUACGAAUUUCAACCUUCUUACAAGAAGGGCCUCACAAUCGCAGUCUACAUCGGGAUGCUUGUUGGUGCCCUAUUUUGGGGCUUGGGCGCUGACAUCAUCGGACGGAAAAUCGCUUUCAACGUGUCACUAUUCAUCUGUGCGGUUUUCACCAUCGUCGCCGGUGCAGCACCCAACUGGGUUUCGCUUGGAUUCUUCAUCGCCCUCGCAGCCUUCGGUGCUGGUGGAAACUUGGUUCUCGACACUACGGUCUUCUUGGAAUAUUUACCCUCUAACAAGCAAUGGCUUGUAAUCUGGCUUGGUGCUUGGUGGGGAGUUGGCUGUACGACUGCAGGGUUGGUUGCUUGGGGUUUUAUGCCAAACUACAGCUGUUCCGACCCAACUGCGGCACCAUUUACACCCUGCACCAAGGCCAACAACAGCGGCUGGAGGUACCUGAUGUACACCAUGGGAGCAAUGAUAUUUGCCAUGAGUGUUGCUCGAGUCACAAUUAUCCGUCUCAAGGAAACUCCGAAAUUCCUUCUCGGACAAGGCGAAGAUUCCAAAGUGGUCGAGAAUUUCCAAGGGUUGGCAUCGAAAUACGACCGGCCAUGUUCCCUUACCGUGGAACAGCUCGAAGCAUGUGGCACCAUCAGCUCUGCUCACUCAAAGUCUCGAUUCUCCGUCGGCGAAGUUUGGAUCCAUAUCCGGAGUUUGUUUAUGACGAAAGAGCUGGCCUCCACGACUUUUCUCAUCUGGUUAUCGUGGUCUAUGAUUGGGCUCGCGUACCCCUUGUUUAAUGUAUUCUUGCCGUCGUAUCUUGCCAGUCGUGGCAUUCAGUUCGGCGUCACCAGUACAUAUGAGACUUGGAGAAAUUACGCUUUAGUCCAAGUCUGUGGUAUCUUUGGGCCUAUGCUCGGUGGUCACAUGGCAAAUUGGAAGCGCUUAGGGCGUCGUUAUACGAUGGUUAUUGGUGCUGUUAUUACCAUGGCCUUCUUCUUCGCCUACUCUCAGGUCACUUCUCAGGUUCAGAACAUCACGUACAGUUGCGUUAUAUCUUUUACUCUGGAGAUAUAUUACGCUGCACUGUAUGGAUAUACGGCCGAGGUGCUACCAUCUGCUCAUAGAGCCACGGGCAAUGGCAUCGCAGUGGCUUUUUGUCGGCUUAUGGGCGUAAUGUCUGCUGUUAUUGCUACCGUUGCAAACACAGCAACCACAGGACCCAUCUUCAUAUGUGGUGCAUUGUAUGGCGGUCUUGCUAUUUGUGCAUUCCUGUUUCCAUUUGAACCAUACGGUAGACGAGCCUCUUAG